This is a messenger RNA of Zootoca vivipara (common lizard), 4300 nucleotides long. It is a transcript of the gene HSF4, whose product is annotated as heat shock transcription factor 4. The record is from RefSeq and is a predicted model, not a curated record. Gene Ontology annotation, biological process: regulation of DNA-templated transcription. NCBI's taxonomy places the organism in Eukaryota, Metazoa, Chordata, Lepidosauria, Squamata, Lacertidae. Gene Ontology annotation, molecular function: DNA-binding transcription factor activity; sequence-specific DNA binding.
UUUGUGGGAGGAGGAUGUUUUCUCCGCUCUGCCUGGAUCGCUAAAUGGUUUUGUUUUUCCCUCUGACACACGCACAGAAAGGAAAGGGAGCUUUGCUGUGAGGCAAGAGAUUAUGGCACUAGUGUAGUCACAGCACCACACACACAAACUAUGCAGGACUCGUCCAGUUCCUUGGCUAUGGAUGGCUACCCCAGCAACGUACCAGCGUUCCUAACCAAGCUGUGGACAUUGGUAGAAGAUCCUGAGACCAACCAUCUCAUCUGUUGGAGUAUUAAUGGUUCCAGCUUCCAUGUUUUUGAUCAGAGUCGAUUUGCGAAGGAGGUGCUGCCUAAGUAUUUCAAACACAACAAUAUGGCCAGCUUUGUGCGACAACUGAACAUGUAUGGCUUUAGGAAAGUCGUGAACAUUGAACAAGGCGGGCUUGUCAAGCCUGAACGCGACGACACUGAGUUCCAGCACCUUUAUUUCUUGCAAGGCCAUGAACACCUCCUUGAGCACAUCAAAAGGAAGGUAUCCAUUGUGAAAAGUGAAGAAACCAAGAUGCGCCAAGAAGACCUUAGCAGAUUGCUGUAUGAGAUCCAGAUCCUCCGGGGUCAGCAAGAGACAAUGGAGUGUCAGGUGCAGGACAUGAAGCAGCAGAAUGAAGUUUUGUGGAGGGAAGUUGUGUGUCUCAGGCAGAAUCAUUCACAGCAUGAGAAAGUGAUCAAUAAGCUGAUUCAGUUUCUCUUCGGCCAGCUCCAAUCCAGCCCCAGCAAUGCUGGAAUAAAGAGAAAGCUGCCUCUCAUGCUGGAUGAUGGCAAUUCUGCUCCACAAAUGACAAAGUUCAGGAAGCAUUUGUCUUUGGAUCCCAUUCAUGACUCCUAUUUCAUCCAGUCGCCAUCUGCAGAACCUGCUUCGUGCUUAAACAGCCCUGCUGUCCCCGGAGGGCCAAUAAUAUCAGAUGUUACUGAAGUGUCGCCAUCUAAUGCUGUGGUCAUGCAGCCUACUUCCAACAGGGAGAGAGCAGAAAUCUCUGAUCCUUUAGAUGGUGCUGAUUUGAAUCUGGAAGGCCUUCAGAUCCUUCUAAGAAACCAGCAGUAUAAUCUCGAAGCUGCCACUACUUUGGAUGUUUUCAAUCCCACUAUAUCUGCCAGUGAAUGGAAUUUGAAUGAUGUGGAGGCCAAUUUGUCCUCGUUUGUGUUUUUGCAUCAGGAUGCAGAUGCCAACUGUGGAUCUGGAGAAGAAUGCAAAUAAGAGGUCCUCCCGAGUGUUAAAUCCCCAAAUUAAUGCCUCUUGCUCAGGGAGAGACGUCAUUCUGGAAAGCAUCUGUCUGCACUUUUGGAGGAGCAACACUAUGAAUGUACCAAAAAGUUUAUCCUUGACAUUAUCAGGACCAGCUUGGCAAAUGCCAAAUCUAGCUUGGAGCCAGCUGAAUGUCCUACUCAUUCACACAAAAGGACUGUGCUAAAAUUAUAAUUAUUUGGGGAGGGUUGAAUAAAAAAAAUGGAUGUGCUUCUGAGAAUUCUAAUAUAUAUUCUUCUAGCUUGACUUUUUUCAGCAUUCCCAACUAUGGACAUUGUUGAAUUUGGGAUUGUUGUUUUUUUGAACAUGUGAAAAAAUGUUACGACUUCACAGAUAAUUGUUGUACCUUUAUAUUUAUUUAUUUAUUUUAAAUCCUGCAAAGUUCAAUUUCUAAAAGCAAACUUUGAAAAUUUGUUAGUUUUUGGAUGUACUGUAUGUGAUUUGUUUCUUUCAAUUUGCACCUGCCUUUGCAAACCUGGGUAAUCCUUGGAGAGUCAUUACAUGUCUUAAAAUUGCAAGUGUGAGUGCAGUUUGCAGAAAUCUAUACGGCCUGUGGCUACAAAUGCAGCCCUGACUUCCUGCUGAUCAAAAUACAUUUGUGGGAUCCAGCUUUGAGAACACAUGGAACCUCUCCUCUCUUGAAAUGACCCUUCCUUUCCUUAUCAUCUUACCCUGAACUUAUUAACCCAAGAUAUCGGGGUCAGUCUUGGGAAUAUGAACUCAUCUUACUCUCUCCUUUACCGCUUGCUUGCUUGCUUUGAAACCAUGACUAAUGCUAAUAUAGAUUCCUCUCUUAAUGUUUGAAACUUUGGUUUGAUGUUAGUGUGUAACAUCUGAUUAAAAGGGAACAGGGUUAAUCUAAACUAUAGUUAGUUUUGAUACAAAUGUAAUGUGUUGAAUUAUGGUUAAGGCUAAUAAGGAAAAAGUGGAGGGUAUUUGCAUCAGAGAGGUGAGCUAAAAAGUGACCAUAUCUUUCCAGGGCUUACUCCUGAUUGACAGGUUGUGCUUUGCUGGAAAUCAGAUUUAUAAACCGUUGUUUGCUGGACUUGACUGUUAUUUUUAGUCAUCUAAUUGUGCUACAUGGUGUUCCAAAAUGUAUCUGUUUAGGGAUAUUUACAUAAAUCAUUACCUAAGGAUUAUCUUGCAUAACAUUAUGCUUUAUUAAGCUGGAGUAAAGUGAUAAUGAUGGAUUCCUUGGGAGAUGUUGCAUCCAGACAGCAACUUCCUAUGUAAUAGGGUUGCAUGAUUUAGCAUUGAAAGAAAAGCACAAGCAGCGGCACCUUUCAAAACGUUUGAUGUGUAUAUUCCUGGCCAAGUCUUGCUUUGGACUGUCUUCCGCCCUCAUCUUGUUGAUUCCUUUGCCUGCCAUGUGGUCCAGCAAGGAUGAACAUGGCAUUCAACACAGUUCCUGGUUGGCUUGCAGGAAUUUGGAUCAGCAUUCCUAACAUCUGGAAAAUCAUUUGUCCCAGAAGUACCCACUGACAGGAUUAUCUCUUAGAAAGCUUGUUCCCAUAAAAUGUCCCUAUGGAGGCAGCGGUGGGGCUGAAGUCACUGCAGAAUUCCUCUAGUUAGCUGUAGAUUUGUGCAUGCUCCACAUCUACACAAACUCCCUCCAGGAUACUUUAAACUGUGUGUGAUGAAAAUAAAGGGAAAGUGAGACAUAUGCUGCUGAGUGAGAAUGCAUCAGUUGGCUUCCUUAGCUUUUACAAAACUUUGAGAGCAGCAGAGUCUAAUUUUUACUUACUUACUAAUAUACUGCAAUGCUUCUAUACUGAAACUUUAUCAGGUUUAUUGCCAAUUUAAUGGCUAUGGUUUCCCUAGAUUGCUGGCACAUGUAGCUUGGUGAGGAUACUGAGAUUUCUCUUAUGCCACCCACUCAGAAUGGGAUUUUGCAUGGUUAAUUUGUGGGGAGAGAAUGACUAUUAAGCCAGUUCCGGUCAGUAGUUAGGCCUUUUAGAACAGAAAAAGAAUGUGUUUAGGUCAGAAUUAAUUUUAGACAAGAGCUAAGUCUUGAUAAACUAUUUGUUAGAAGAACCUAGACCUAGAACAUGGUACCUCAUAUCAUAACAGAGUACCUCUCAGCAUGUGCAACAUGCCUUCCUCAUUCCUCAGUAAGCACAUAUCUGUACUAGAGAGGCAUUGAUUUUUACCCUAGCACUUCCUAAGUUUAGAAAUUAAGCACAGCCUCAGUGGUAGUGAUGAUUUAUAAAGGGGCAGGUAGAAGGAAUGCUUUAGCACCAGUGUGUGUGCCCGCUAACCAUUUCUGUGCCAAAAGCUUCCUUACUCCAUUGCAAUCCCUCUGGGAUCUGCAUGCUAGCAGUUGACAUGGACACACACACACACAGUAUAUGAAUGCACAUAACACAGUGUGCACACACCACACAUUGUCUAUAUACCAAAGUAUAGACACAUUACAGAUUGGAACACACAGCAGCACAUGUGUACAUGCACACAGAGCCCUCACCCUCGCUUCUCAGCUGAUUUUCCACAUCGUACCUUUGUUGGGCAGAAUUAUUUAUGAAGGGUAGACAAGAUGAUUUUCUUCCCUUUGCAGCUUUAUCACAAUCUGUUUAGAAGCAAUCUGUAAUUUUUGUAGAAUCUAGUGUUUGAUACAUUUUUGUAGCUCUCUUAAGACACCACUUGCAAUGAUACAGGUGCAGCAUUUUUAAAAAUGAUAUUGACUAAGAAGCAAAUUAGCUCCCAACCCUUUUCUGAUUAUGAAAAUGAUUCACUAGAGUUUAUACCCCUCUUACCUAGUUUUCUACAGAAAGUGGAAAUCAAGGGGAAUAGGAUUAUCUCUACUUCAAUGAAUUUUUCUUGAAAGGUGGUGUGUGUGAUUGGUUUUCUUGGCUAUUUUAUGCUUUCAUACUUGAAGUUGAUGUGCUGAACCUGCAAUUUUGCACUAUGCUGUACAUUUGUAAAGUUUUACAAGGUAUGCUAAUUAAAGAGGUUUUCUUUUGUCCUCAUUAAGUUCUGCUUUCACAGCCUUUUAUUUUCCUUGGAUUCAUUUCUCUGUGUA